GUUGUCAUGGCUGUGUUCAAGUUCGCUGUGGGUCUGCUGGCUCUGUUGCUGGUUUCUGCCUGGGCUGAGGAGGUCGAGACCCUAAAUGGCUGUGGAUGAGGCUGAUGGCGUCACCACUGCUGAGCUGUCUGUCUCCGAGCUGCUGGACAGAGCCAACCGGGACCUGACUCCUGACUUCGACGAGCCUGAGCUGAUGGGAGACAUCGCCAUCCUCAACGAGGCGGAGAGGAAUGCUGACCCCUGCACCUCCCGCGACUGCCUGUGGCAAAAGUACAGUGACGGCAAGGUCUACGUGCCCUACGUCAUUCAGAACCACUACUCCUCCCGUGAGCUGUCCAUUAUCCAGCGUGGCCUGGACUCCUUCGCCUCCUCCUCCUGCAUCCGCUUCAAGCGCCGCUCCAACGAGAGGGACUACAUCAGCAUUGAGUCUCGCAGUGGAUGCUACUCUUACGUUGGUCGUACUGGUAACGCUCAGACCGUGUCCCUGAGCCGCUCCGGCUGCCUGUACCACAGCACCGUCCAGCACGAGCUGCUCCAUGCUCUGGGCUUCAACCACGAGCAGACCCGCAACGACCGUGACAACCACAUCCGCGUCUACUGGGAGAACAUCAUCGAUGACAUGAAAUACAACUUCAACAAGAUCAACACCCUCAACCAGGGAACUCCCUAUGACUACAACUCUGUUAUGCAGUAUGAGAGGUACGCCUUCUCCAAGAACAACCUCCCCACCAUGGAGCCCAUUCCCAACAGCAACGCUGCUCUUGGCAAGGCCACCGAGAUGAGCCAGAACGACAUCACCAGGCUCAACAGGCUGUACAAGUGCUAAACUGAGGCAACAUGACCAGACCUGACAUCUGCUCCAUCAACGACAACUUUUGGAGUAAAUUACCAACAAUAAAUGUAAUGUAGCGCAA
Alosa sapidissima (American shad) is the source of this 914-nucleotide messenger RNA. RefSeq names its product six-cysteine containing astacin protease 4 (gene c6ast4). Gene Ontology annotation, biological process: proteolysis. Gene Ontology annotation, molecular function: metalloendopeptidase activity; zinc ion binding. Bases 86 to 826 code for a protein of 246 amino acids. The record is from RefSeq and is a predicted model, not a curated record. Lineage: Eukaryota; Metazoa; Chordata; Actinopteri; Clupeiformes; Clupeidae. The transcript has 8 exons.